Messenger RNA from Aspergillus nidulans FGSC A4, 779 nucleotides. RefSeq lists its product as uncharacterized. Lineage: Eukaryota; Fungi; Ascomycota; Eurotiomycetes; Eurotiales; Aspergillaceae. The transcript is spliced from 3 exons. The record is from RefSeq and is a predicted model, not a curated record. The coding region runs from base 103 to 690 and encodes 195 amino acids.
UAAUCCCAAAUUCCAAUUCUUUCUGCAGGCAGAAAUAAUCUUCAUAAUCCAUCAUCUCUUACGAUUACGACAGCAUUCUAUCGACUGUGUUUGCUGCUCAAGAUGAUCUACACUCCGAUCUUCCUUGCGCUCAUCGCGCCCAUCGCUGCCCAGUCCAGCUCCAACUGGACCCUCCCCGCUGGCUUUGAUCUGAACAAGGUCGACUCAACCACCAGAGCAAACUGGUGUCUCGCGGAGCGCAACAACUGUCCCAAGAUUUGCGGUGGUGUUGCCACUGACAACCGCUGUGAUCAGGACACCCUUGAUUUCACCUGCACUUGCUCCAACGGCACCGACGCCAAUGUAGGACUCUAUCAGGGCACGAUUCCUUUCUUUGUCUGCCAGGAAGAGUACGCGCAGUGCAUCCAGCAAUCGACUACCCAGGAUGGCGACGAGGUGUGCAAGGAGGGUUUGAACAGCUGUGGAAGCCUCAAUGCUUCUGCUUCCACCACCACUUCGACCACUACUACCACCUCAACCACAGUGACUUCUGAGACUAGCACCGCGACCGGCGACUCGAGCAACACCGAGGCAACGGCCACCGACUCCAGCGACAGCCCGAGUGAGACCGAUGGGGCGAUGCGCUUGAUGCAGAACUAUGGAUUGGCUGGGUUCGCGACCGUGAUGGUAGCCGCGUUCGCGCUCCUGUAGACUAGUCGUAAAUGAGUCUUUUGUGUGAAAGGGGAUGGCUGGCUAUUGAACAUUAUGAUGAUUAUGAGUAUAAUGUAAUUUUUUUUGAG